AUGUAUUAUAGCUAUGGUCCCGUAAAGGUCACAUGAUUCGUCAUGGCGGCUGAGAUACACUCCCGGUCUCCGCACGGCCCUGUUCUUCUCACCAAGAUACCCGGGCACCGGGAGCAGGUCACCUCCGCCUGCCUCAUCCCGCGAGAGGACGGCGUGAUCACCGCCAGCGAGGACCGGACAUUGCGAGUAUGGCUGAAGAGAGACAGCGGGCAGUAUUGGCCAAGUAUCUUCCACACCAUGUCAUCUCCAUGUUCAGCACUGAGAUACCACCAUGAGAGCAGGAAGAUAUUUGUGGGACAGGAUAGUGGAGCCAUUGUGGAAUUUCUCAUGUCGGAUGACUUCAACAAAAUGAACUUUGUAAAGACAUACCCGGCUCAUCAGAGCCGAGUGACAGAGGUCGUUUACUCUCCUGGGCCUGAAUGGGUGAUCAGCACUGGGCAGGAUAAGUUCAUCACCUGGAUGUGCACUCAGAGUGGCUCUUUGGCGGGCAGAUAUGCGUUCUCUGCUUGGGCAUCUUGCCUCGAAUACGAUGAAGAAACCAGAUAUGCCUUUGUUGGGGAUUUUUCUGGGCUGAUUACACUGCUAAAGCUGGAGAAGGACAAUUCUUCUGUGAUAUCAACACUUAAAGGCCAUGAAGGAAGCAUCUCCUGUCUCUUCUGGGACCCUGUACAACGGUUUCUUUUUUCAGGGUCAGCAGAUCACAGUAUUAUAUUGUGGGACAUUGGAGGGAGACAAGGACGAACAAUAAUUCUCCAAGGACACCAUGACAAGGUACAGGGACUCUGCUACCUGCAGCUCACACGCCAGCUGUUGUCUUGUUCCGUCGAUGGAGGAAUUUGUGUAUGGAAUAUGGAUAUUGAUAGGGAAGAGGCUCCUCAGUGGCUAGAAAGUGAUUCUUGCCAGAAAUGCGCACAACCUUUCUUCUGGAACAUUAAGCAGAUGUGGGAUACGAAGACACUAGGGUUACGACAGCACCACUGUAGAAAGUGCGGCCAGGCUGUUUGUGGAAAAUGCAGCUCCAAGAGAUCCAGUUACCCCAUCAUGGGCUUUGAGUUCCAAGUGCGGGUCUGUGACUUAUGUUAUGAAACCAUCAAAGACGAGGAUCGGACACCACAGGCCACUUUCCAUGAGGGUAAACACAACAUCUGCUACAUGACAAUGGAUGUCUCUAGAGGACUUAUGGUCACGUGUGGAACAGACCGGCUAGUCAAGAUCUGGGACAUGACACCUACAGUGGGUGGCAGCCUGGCCACUGGCUUCUCUCCACGUUGAUCCCUCCAGUUUCAGUUUACCUUGAAGAAAGCACCUUAUGUACAGUCACGUACAUGCACACCACCUCACCCAGGGCUUUGCCCAUACUUCUGUGCUUCUACCGUAUGUACCCUAAGGAAUCAAAGCAAUGCAACAGCUCUCCCAAACCAGGAGGAGGUGCCUUAAUCUCAACACAGCUGCCCACCUUUACCUUAACUGCACUACAAACUCCAACCCAAGCUGCCAGGCAGCACAGGAUCUAGCGUAUGUAAUAGUUUCAGAUACCUUUAUGUAGUUGUAUAUCACUGCAGAAUAAUAUCUGCUACCCUUAGAAAGUUCCUAUUCAUUAUCUACUUGUAAAGACUGGAUAAUUCUAUUUUUAGUGUUUAACUGCUCUUUGAAAAUGUUCUUGUUUUUUGUUUUUUUCUUUCAAACUUCUUUCUAUUCCAUAAUGCAUAUAGUGCAGUCUUAGCACAUUAUCGUUGUAUGUUCUAAUAUUUUUCAGUGACUAAAGGCCUACGUUUGUGUAGUCUUUUGUACAUUGUCUGUUGAGUUAUAGUUGGUAAACCGAUGAAGUCUGACCCUGUAUUUUCGUAACCAGAUCUGUUUUACAUGGCAGUGAAUAUGUUCCUGUAUUACUGGCUUGUUUUGUUUACAGGUAAGGUUUAUUCUCCUUGGUGGCCAUGCUUAGGAAGUGGCAAGAUCAAAUA
Molecule: messenger RNA, 1961 nt
Organism: Nanorana parkeri
Lineage: Eukaryota; Metazoa; Chordata; Amphibia; Anura; Dicroglossidae
Gene: WDFY1
Product: WD repeat and FYVE domain containing 1
Exons: 12
Coding region: 43-1272 (409 amino acids)
Molecular function (GO): metal ion binding; protein binding
Source: RefSeq, a predicted model, not a curated record